AAAAGCAACCGCUCUUGCUCUUCGUCACAGAGUCAGCCUGGAGCUUUUGGUGUGUGUGUGUGUGCACGCACGGAAGGGGGACGCUCUUCCCUCUCCUACCUCAGGAGGGAGGACUCAGACUGGGCGGUUGUCUAAGAGAGCGGCUAGUCGGGUUCGGAGAUGUCCGGACCUCCCUAAGGGCCUUGGCACAAACUUUUCUCAAACUUUUCUCCACAGCCACAGUCAGAGCUGGGCUUUCUCUGCCUCCCCACCACCACCACAGACCCUGCUUUGAACACAGACAGACCAGAGGAAAAGAAGAAAAGAGAGGGGAGGAAAAAUUCCAAACAACUGAAAAGUUGGAGCAGACGGUUGCCAGAUCCAGCUGUGACGUGGGGCUGUCUGAGGCUCUGUCUGCUCUGAUCGCUCACUGGCUCGCUGGGGGGGACAACUCUUGUCCAACUCUUCUCCCUCCUUUGAAACAUGGCAGUCUGUCUGUAGCACCUCCAACAGGUGCGACUGCCCAGUAGCGCCUGAGCCAGCGAGAGGAGCACCAUGUGGAGAACCGGAUUUUCCAUCACGUGCCUCUUGGCCAUUUUCUGUAGAGGAGAGAAGCUGCUAACUCCUCAGGAAGGAGAGAAAUGCCCACAGAUGCAGAAGGAGGGUCUCCGGCUAGACCAGAGCAGUGAGGAAUAUGUAAAUAUAACUGGAUUUAAUCUAAUUAAAAGGUUUGCUCUCCUGAAGACAUCAGCCGUUAAGAAAAUUCGAAACACCCGAGGCCCAAUGAUCCUGAGACUGGGAAGCACCCCUCUGGUUCGCCCCACAAAACAGCUGUUCCCCCAUGGCUUGCCGGAGGAGUUCACCAUGGUGAUCACCCUCCUCCUGAAGAAACAGACCACCAAAGAGAAUUGGUACCUCUUCCAAGUGACUGAUCGCCAAGGAUACCCUCAGCUCUUCCUGGGGAUCAACAGCAAAGAGCGAAGUCUCGAGUUUCAGGCCAAGGGUCAGGAUGGGGACUUUGUCAGUGCCAUCUUCACCGGCAAAGGGGUGGCCUCGCUUUUCGACUUGAAGUGGCACAAGAUGGUGCUCAGCGUCCAAAGCCAGGUGAUUUCGGUCCACAUUGACUGCAGCUACAUCUCUUCGAAGCCACUGCAGCUCCGGAAGCCUUUGGUCACCGAAGGCAACGCCUUCAUAGGUCUGGAUGCUGUGAAUGGCGCUCCUGUCUGGUUUGAUAUUCAGCAGCUGCACAUUUACUGCGACCCAGCCAUGGCCAUGCAUGAAGGAUGCUGCGAGAUCUCUGAUAACGGGUGCUUUCCUGAGGCUUCCAAAAUGCGCCGGGAUGUGGAAAUUAUGCAAAGCAACGACUUGAUAGAAAUCAACCCCCAGACGGAAGGCAAAGUCUACACCCGUUGCUUCUGCCUGGAGGAGACCCAAAGCAAGCAGGAGGAACUGACAGCUUCUGGGAAGGAUGGUGUGAGGGGUGAUCAAGGGAAAACGUGCCCCCCUUGUCCACAGAGGUCACUGCACACGAACGCCUCGUUGGGAUCUCCAGGAAUGAAGGGUGGAAAAGGCGAACGUGGACCUCCGGGGACCCAUGGCUUCAAAGGAGAGAAAGGCGAUCGUGGUGCCGACUGUGUCCGCAUCUCACCUGAAGCACCCCUCCAGUGUGCUGAAGGGCCAAGAGGGGAGAAGGGAGAGCGAGGAGAAAAGGGACCUUCAGGAUUGGCUGGCAGCGUUGGACAAAAGGGUCAGAAGGGUGAGAAAGGAGACUUUGGGAUUCAAGGAAAACCCGGAUCGCCAGGGCGUGACGGCCGUCCUGGAGAGAUCUGUGUGAUGGGACCCAAAGGCCAAAAGGGCGAUCCAGGAUUUGUUGGCCCCGAGGGACUAGCAGGGGAACCAGGGCCACCUGGGAAGCCAGGACCGCCUGGAAUUGGCCUUCCGGGACAACCGGGUGAUCCUGGUGGCCCUCCAGGUCCAAAAGGAGAAAAGGGGGGCUCAGGACCACCAGGGCCCGGCGGUUCAACUGGGAAGCCAGGGGACCCUGGCAUCAAUGGAAUUAAAGGAGAGAAGGGUGAGCCAUGUCUGUCGUGCAGUCCAGCAGCUCUCACGUCUUAUUCACAACUGUUUUCUGGGCAAGGAGGACCCGAAGGAGAUGCUGGAACCUCCAGAGUUGGCCUACCUGGUCUUCCUGGCAAGGCUGGUCCCCCAGGAUUGUCAGGACUCAAAGGAGAAAAGGGAGACACUGGAGCUGUAGGACCCACAGGCAAACCUGGCGGCCGUGGGGACAAAGGAGAGACUGGUGAUUCUGGACUCAAAGGCGAGAAGGGCGAACCUUGCACAGAGUGUUCGUCUGCCUUUCUGGAAGGUGAGAAACCCAUUAUUGCUGUGCCGGGCCCUCCAGGAGAAAAAGGUGAACCAGGCGCUCCAGGCAUUGGGCUUACAGGAAAACCGGGGGAAGCUGGAGAAUCUGGAAUGAAAGGACAGAAGGGUGAUGCAGGAAACCCAGGUGAUCCUGGAACUCCAGGCACAGCAGGUAUGCCUGGUCUUGCUGGCGAGCCUGGAGUCAGAGGUCCAGUGGGGCCCAAAGGUGAAAAGGGUGAGGCAUGUGAUUCCUGCCCUCCCUUCCCUGGAGAUCUUUCCGGUGCAGUCGGCAUCCCAGGAAAACCUGGCCUCAAGGGAGACCGUGGACCUCCUGGCGUGGGACAAGCCGGCAAACCUGGAAAACCAGGACUUCCUGGAAUUCAGGGGCCCCCUGGCUUGAAGGGGCUACAAGGGGAGCCCGGUCCCCCUGGGAGAGGAAUCCAAGGCCCAAAAGGAGAAUCAGGAGAAAAAGGGCCGCCUGGUAAUCCUGGACCACCAGGACCACGUGGCCCCUCCGGAAAUCCUGGAGAGCGAGGUGCCAAAGGCUCCUCAGGAGUUAAAGGUGCAACAGGCGCUCCCGGGGCCCCGGGGGCCAGCAUCCCUGGUCUAACGGGCCCGGAAGGGAAGCAGGGUCCCCCAGGAACUCCUGGUUCCAGUGGUGUAAAGGGUGAAAAGGGAGCCAGAGGUGAGAAGGGGGAUUCUGGCGAAUGCACUUGCCAGCCUGGCUCUCGUGUGGACUCCGGCUUUGUCGGCCUGCCGGGUGCCCCAGGACUGUGGAUCGGGACCUCCCUGCAGCCUCAGCCGGGCCCUCAGGGACCACCAGGUGCUCCAGGACCUCCGGGACCUCCAGGAGCCCCUGGGAGGCAGGGCAUCCCAGGACACAAUGGUUUGCCAGGACUGCCUGGGCCGGCAGGAGAUUGGGGUCCACUGGCAGCUGAGAGCAUCGAUGUCCUCAAGAACAUCUGCGGAGACUGUGCUUUCCUGCAGUCCUACCAAGUCCCUGAUGGCGUGAAAGGACAGAAAGGAGACCAAGGGAUGCCUGGAGCCCCUGGCAUUGAGAACUGUGCCCGGUGCUUUGCCCAGUUCCCCAGAGCAGAAGAAGCGCGGGGUGACAAUGAAGAGGAUUGCGCUGGAGGUCCUGGCCAUCCUGGAGUUCCGGGCUUACCUGGAGAAAGAGGAGAGCAGGGACCCCCAGGCUUACGAGGCCCCCCAGGCCCACCUGGACCAAGUGGCCUUCCAGGUUUUCCUGGAACAACUGGAGCACCUGGAUUACCUGGUCUCCAAGGGGAACGUGGACCUGCUGGAUCUAUGGGAUCUAAGGGAGAACAGGGUCCCCCAGGACAGCCUGGAUAUCCUGGAGCGAUGGGUCCCCCCGGGCUACCUGGCGCUAAAGGGGAGCGAGGAUAUGCAGGCCCCCCUGGAGAGAAAGGAGAAUCAGGUCCUCCUGGUUUGGAUGGUCCUGCAGGCCCCGUGGGACCCCCGGGUCCGAGAGGAGAGCGAGGGUCACCUGGCAGUGCUGGAGAAAAAGGCGAUUCGGGAUUCCAAGGCCAGCCUGGUUUCCCUGGACCACCUGGACCACCGGGCUUUCCAGGAAAAGCAGGAUCACCUGGGCCCCCGGGGCCUCAAGCGGAAAAGGGCAGUGAGGGCAUGCGUGGACCUCCUGGGAUGACCGGCCCACCAGGGCCUCCAGGACCUCCUGGGAUCCAGGGUCCACCUGGUUUGGAAGGACUCGAUGGAAAAGAUGGAAAACCAGGACUGCGGGGUGACCCUGGAACUGCAGGACCACCAGGAAGGAUGGGACCUCCAGGAUUCAAAGGGAAGACAGGUCACCCAGGCCUCCCUGGACAAAAGGGUGACUGUGGUAAUCCAGGAUCACCAGGGAGCCCUGGAAGAAUUGGACCCGAGGGAGAACCCGGACCUAUGGGACCUCAAGGCCGACCUGGUCCUCCUGGCCAUGUU
Pogona vitticeps (central bearded dragon) is the source of this 4299-nucleotide messenger RNA. NCBI's taxonomy places the organism in Eukaryota, Metazoa, Chordata, Lepidosauria, Squamata, Agamidae. The record is from RefSeq and is a predicted model, not a curated record.